Molecule: messenger RNA, 3359 nt
Organism: Pipistrellus kuhlii (Kuhl's pipistrelle)
Lineage: Eukaryota; Metazoa; Chordata; Mammalia; Chiroptera; Vespertilionidae
Gene: SELENOV
Product: selenoprotein V
Exons: 6
Coding region: 675-2390 (571 amino acids)
Biological process (GO): response to selenium ion
Cellular component (GO): cytosol
Source: RefSeq, a predicted model, not a curated record
GGCAGGCUUUGUUCUCGGAGUGAGGACUCUGCAGAGAACAAGACAAAAUCCCACCCCGGAGGAGCUGUGAUCAGAUUCUUCCUCUUCACUUGGGCUCGGGAGUCCAUAGCUGCCCGCUGAAUCCUGGCUCUGUCACUUACUAGCUGUGGGCACGUGUGUAGCACUUAGCACCACAGAAUUGUAAAAUCUGUUACUGUUAUUUUCUUUCUCUGAUGGCCCCGGACUAGUCCUAGCAACUCUCCUGGCAUCCUACAGGUCCCAGUGCUCCCCUCCCCACAUCUCUGAGCCUCUGCUCAGGCCCGACCACACCGGAUGUCAAAAUUCAGUGAUGGGCAUGUCUCCUCUCCUGGACUGGGAGCCUGGUGACGGCCAGGCUUCCUCCUUGGGGCUCUGGCCCCAGAAUCCGCCAGCAUACGAGGCACUCGAUACACAGGCUGAACCCGUGAAUGUUAACGAUGGGGGAAACCGGAGCGGGGGUGGUGGCUGGGGCAUCAAGGGAUGGGAGUGAUCAUGCGAAAUUGCAGGUGCAGGUCCGCCUUCGCCGGAGCGAUGGAACCUGCGUGUGGAACCCGGUGUAACAGUGCCCCCUGUGGUCGCGCGUGGAACCCGGUGCUUCGGCCGGAGGAGGCGGCGGGAUCCCACCGCUGCGCGGCCUCCCCGCCGCCGCGGGGCCCAUGAACAACCAGGCGCGGGCCUCACGCCCCGCCCCGCCGCGGACCUCCGCCUCGGUCCGGGCUUCGAUUCCGGUCAGGCCCUCGAACCCGACCCUAGUCCGGACCUCAGUUCCGGGCCCGGCCUCGACUGCAGCCCGGACCCCCACUCCGGUCCGGACUCCGAUCCCGGUCCCGACCCCGCUCCAGACUCCAACUCGGGUUUCUGACUCCACUCCGGUCCCGGCCUCUACCCCGCUCCAGACACCAACUCGGGCUCCUGCCUCUGCCCCGGUCCGGGCCUUGACUCGGUUCCCUGCCUCAGUCCCUGCCCCGGCCCCGGCGCGGACCACAGCUCCCGUCCCUGCCCAGACCCCGGUCUGGACCUCGGUUCCGGUCCCUGCCCAGACCCCGGUCCGGACCUCGGUUCCCGUCCCUGCCCAGACCCCGGUCCGGACCUCGGUUCCCGUCCCUGCCCAGACCCCGGUCCGGACCUCAGCUCCCGUUCCUGCCCAGACCCCGGUUCGGACCUCGGCUCCCGUUCCUGCCCAGGCCCCGGUUCGGACCUCGGCUCCCGUUCCUGCCCAGGCCCCGGUUCGGACCUCGGUUUCGGUCCCUGCCCCUGCCCCGGCCCCGGUUCGGACCUCAGUUUCGGUCCCUACCCCGGCCCCGGUCCGGACCUCGGCUCCCGUUCCUGCCCAGACCCCGGUUCGGACCUCGGUUUCGGUCCCUGCCCCGGCCCCGGUUCGGACCUCGGCUCCGGUCCCUGCCUCAGUCCCUGCCCAGACCCCGGUCCGGACCUCGGGUCCGGUCCCUGCCCAGACCCCGGUCCGGACCUCGGCUCCGGUCCCUGCCCAGACCCCGGUCCGGACCUCGGCUCCGGUCCCUGCCCAGACCCCGGUCCGGACAUCGGCUCCGGUCCCUGCCUCAGUCCCUGCCUCGACCCCGGUCCAGACGUACACUCGGUUCCCUGCCUCGGUCCAGACUUCGACGCCGGUCCCGGCCUGGACCUCAACUAGGUUCCCUGCCCUGGUCCGGACUUCGACUCCAGCCCCUGCCUCGACUACGGUCCGAACCCCGACUCUGGUCCGGACCCCGAUUCCAGCCCGGGCCCUGAAUCCAACCUCAGCAACCCCCGCCCUCUUUUCGGGCCGGGGCGCGGCUGAGGUCCCCGCCGCGGGGCGGGACAAGAAUCCCACGGCGACGCCCAGGGUGGAGCACCGCCUCUCCGUCUCCCAAGAGUCCGGGGCCUCCCGGGAGCUCCUUCCUGCUGUGAGUGCGUCCACCUCCGGCUCAUUGGGGCCCACCCCCCGGCCCGCCCCAACGGCAGAUCCAGCGGCCGCCAAGCUGACAGAUCCUAAGGCUUUAUCCAUCUCCCCGCCUAUCAUGGGGACCUCCCUGUUCCCCACUUUCUUACCGAUUUCUGCAAACACAUUCGCCGCCCCCCGCGAGUACUUUCAAGUGGACAACAAGAUUGAGAUUCGAGUGAUCUAUUGCUAUAACCUCCGGCAUGAUUUCAUCUCCUUCCUGCAGUACAUUCUACUGAGAAGGAGUCUGGAGCAACAAUUUCCAAAUUGUUUAAACUUUGAGGAGGAGAUAUCUACACAGGCUGCCGGGGAGUUUGAAGUGUUUGUGGAUGGGAAACUGGUUCAUUCAAAGAAGAAAGGUGAUGGCUUUGUGGAUGAGACCAAAAUGCAGAAAAUUGUGAACAUUAUUGAUGAGCAGAUCAGGAAAAGUUAACAGACAACUGGUGAGCUGGAGGAACCUCAGCAGGAUGACGAGAAGGGCUGAAAUGUUGCCCUCAGGGUCAGGUCCUUUUUUGAUGGUGGCUGGGGCUGGGGUGGGGUCAGGUGGGGAGAAGGGGAAAAUACAGUCUGUCUCCCUGUCUCCCAGUGUUCUCUUCUUACUGCGUCUUCGGUCACUGCACUCCAUCCCGAGGUCUGUGGAAGUUGCCUGCUGCAGUGCUGACAGCAUCUCCAACGGUCAGCCCAGUGGGGGAGGGAAGGGCAGGGUGAGUAUAAGGUCAGACCUGUUGCUCCCCAGAUUUGCUGCAGAAACCCAGGAUACCAGGAACCCCUUUCCCUCACUGUCCUUCCAGACACCCUUGCCCUUUGUGGGUUCAUGAAUGCCUACCCAUAGUUCACAGCCCAACCCUCUUGUAUUCUGUACCAGGAAGCUUCCUGACCCUAGUUACUGACCUUUCCCUUCCCCGAUGUCCUGUGAGCUUGGACCCCAUUCUCUAUCCCUUGGCUGUGACAGGCAGCUCUGCCCUGACCACUGCUCUUCCUGUGGGCAGGAGCUGCCUUAUCCUCACUCCUUAUCCCUGUGCUCAGAACAGGGUCUGGCUGAGGGCAUUUGCUAGAUAAAUGUUGGAUAGAAUUUGCCACAGAAAUGUGACGUGUGCAGAGGGCACUCUGUGGGCUAGGGCCCGGUGUCAGGGAACUGUAUGUAGGGACAAGGGACAGUAGAGGGUAAGUACAGGAAGCUCCAAAGGACCAGGCCUGCCUGGGGCGUCUGGUUGGUAGCUUCCCCAGUCUGGGAAAAUCUCCAUCUCCCUCCUGGGCACCCCUGCAAGGCAGCAAUGGGGAAGCUCCAGGAGCUUCUAGGGGCUCAUGGAUUCCUAUUUUUCCCAUGGCUAACAAUUUAUUACGUGAGCACUAUGUUUAAACAUCCCCCUGUGUUUCUGAGCAGGGGUAGUCCACUACUUUU